Messenger RNA from Zymoseptoria tritici IPO323, 684 nucleotides. RefSeq lists its product as uncharacterized. Gene Ontology annotation, molecular function: FMN binding; pyridoxamine phosphate oxidase activity. The record is from RefSeq and is a predicted model, not a curated record. Gene Ontology annotation, biological process: pyridoxine biosynthetic process. Lineage: Eukaryota; Fungi; Ascomycota; Dothideomycetes; Mycosphaerellales; Mycosphaerellaceae. The transcript has a single exon. The coding region runs from base 1 to 684 and encodes 227 amino acids.
AUGUCGUCAGAGAAACGAGUCUUCGCCCCAGGCGGACAAGAUGGCACCAACCAAGCCGCGCAAUUCACCAAAGGCGCCUUAGAACUCCACCAAAUGGACGCAAACCCUUUUCAACAAUUCGACAUCUGGUUCAAGCACGCCAAUGCAGAAAAAGUAAACCACCCGGAGACAGUCACUCUCUCAACCGCGCACCUCCCCUCCGGAAAAGUCAGCGCUCGCACCGUCUACCUCAAAGAAAUGGACGACAAUGGAUUCGUCAUCUACAGCAAUUUCGGCACAUCUCGCAAAGCGGCGGAUAUCGAGUCGAAUCCCAAUGCCGCUCUGACUUUCUGGUGGCAAGAACUCGAGCGUCAAGUCCGGGUGGAAGGACCGUGCGAACGGCUUACGGCGGAGGAGAGUCAGAUUUACUACGAUACGCGAGCGAGAGGGAGUCGCAUUGGUGCUUGGACGAGCCAGCAGAGUAAGGUGUUGAGGGAUCGGGAGGAAUUGGAGCAGCAGGUUAGAGAUACGGAGAAGAGGUUUGAAGGGCAGGAGAAGAUUCCUGUGCCGGACUUUUGGGGUGGGCUGAGGGUUAAGCCGGAGAUGGUGGAGUUUUGGCAGGGGAGGGAUUCGAGAUUGCACGAUCGGUUUAGGUAUACAAAGGAUGAGGGUGGGAAGUGGAAGAUUGAUCGGUUGAGUCCGUAG